AUGGCGUGCUCUUUAAGGUUAUUGGAUUCAAAAGAGGAAAUAGAAAACAUUUUAAUUGUACCUUGGUGGUCUCUAUAUCUUGAUAUCCUGAAAAACUUACAGACUAUAUCUAAACUGUAUAUCAAUAUGGAGAAUAAUUUUUGGCGGAUAAUGAAGCAAGUAAAGGGUUCAUUGUGUUAUUUGAUCGCUAAGUUUGCAGAGGAAUCAGAACAUUAUGAGUGGCUUUUUGAACACAAAGAGGUAACAAACUUUUAUAUACGGAGGCAAUUGGCAAUGAUGAUGCUUCCAGAAGUUGAAGAUACCGUAGAAGAUCCGCAUAACAUGCUCAUUGACAGGUCUAAAUUGCUAGUAGACUCGUUCAAGUAUAUUGCCACACUCGAUUAUCUGCCAGGAAGUUUCUUUGUGAAAUUCGAAGAGGAACAAGCUACUGGGCCUGGUGUAUUGAGGGAAUGGUUCUUACUAGCAUGCCAAGAGAUUUUCAACCCAAACAACACGCUUUUUAUUGCUUGCCCAGACGAUAAUAGAAGUUUUUUCCCAAAUCAAGCAUCUGAAGUGAAUCUGUUACAUCUUGAGUAUUUUCAAUUCUCUGGAAGGAUGAUUGCAUUGGCCUUAGCAUAUGAUGUACAAAUCGGAGUUGUUUUUUAUCGUGUAUUUUUCUUACAAUUAGCUGGAAAUGGUGUAUUAUUAGAAGACAUUAGGGACACAGAUCCAUUCAUGUACCGUAGCUGCAAGGAGAUAUUGCAGAAGGAUGCAAAGAUAGUGGAUCAAGACGUGUUAGCAUUAACAUUUGUUUGUGAAGUUGAGUCAUUGGGUGUGAGGAGAGAAAUAGAGCUCUGUCCCAACGGGAAAGAUAUCGUUGUGGACAGCAAGAAUAGGGAGACUUAUGUGCAUCUUCUUAUCCAAUAUCGCUAUAUAACAUCAAUAGCAGAGCAGGUCGCGUAUUUCUCAAAAGGAUUUUCAGAUAUAGUAGAGACUAUGUCUGAUGAGCAGAGAAAAAUGCUCCUUUUCUUCUGGACUUCAAUUAAGUCUCUGCCUUUUGAGGGCUUUGGUGGUCUUGAUUCAAGACUGUCCAUCCACAAAACCCUAGAGCCUGAUGAUUACUUGCCAUCUUCACAUACUUGCUUCUACCAACUAUGCUUUCCAAUUUAUCAAUCCAUGACAGAGAUGGAAGAUCAACUCAAGAUAAUCACCCAGGGAGAUAUUGGAUCCAGCUUUGGUACCGUGUGA
Solanum tuberosum (potato) is the source of this 1227-nucleotide messenger RNA. RefSeq names its product E3 ubiquitin-protein ligase UPL5-like. Gene Ontology annotation, cellular component: cytoplasm. NCBI's taxonomy places the organism in Eukaryota, Viridiplantae, Streptophyta, Magnoliopsida, Solanales, Solanaceae. Gene Ontology annotation, molecular function: ubiquitin protein ligase activity. Gene Ontology annotation, biological process: ubiquitin-dependent protein catabolic process; protein polyubiquitination. The record is from RefSeq and is a predicted model, not a curated record. Bases 1 to 1227 code for a protein of 408 amino acids. The transcript is spliced from 3 exons.